UUCGCGGCUCGAACCAGUGUGUGCUCUGCAACUUUGGAGUGCUGCUGCUAGCAAGACGGCUUUAAUGGGACCCCUGGUGUCAUUCGCUCCAAGCCUCCAUCUCCCCCGCAGACUAAACGCUGCGGCCAUCAUGCCACAAUGGUUAUAAUUUGGAUCUUGUUCCUGAGUUUGGUGCGGGAGCCCUGGUCCCCAGGCCGGGCCGCGGGGGUGGCCGAGGCCACCGGAACCUCCCCGAGCGACCCCCGGCCACGCCGGGAUGCGGGGGGUCGCGGCGGCGUCUACGAGCACCUCGGGGGAGCGCCCAGGCGCAGGAAACUCUACUGUGCCACCAAAUACCACCUCCAGAUCCACCCCAACGGCAAGAUCAACGGCACUUUGGAGAAAAACAGCGUCUUCAGUAUUCUUGAAAUAACUGCUGUUGAUGUUGGAAUCGUCGCCAUCAAGGGCUUGUUCUCUGGCAGAUACCUGGCCAUGAACAAAAGGGGCAGACUUUACGCAUCAGAAAAUUAUAAUGCAGAGUGUGAGUUUGUGGAGAGGAUCCAUGAAUUGGGUUACAACACCUACGCGUCCCGUCUCUACCGGACUGUACCCAACAGAGCCGGCACCAAGCGCAAAGCCAGUGCAGAGAGACUCUGGUAUGUCUCAAUCAAUGGGAAAGGACGACCCAGAAGGGGCUUUAAAACUCGCAGGACACAGAAAUCGUCUCUCUUUCUGCCCAGAGUAUUGGAUAACAAAGACCAUGAAAUGGUCCGACUGUUCCACACAAACGUGAAGUAUCGAGAGAGCCUCCUGAAGUCCCCAAGCAAGAACCAGAGAAGAAGGAGAGGACGCUGAUGGGGAUGGGGGGGGAGCUUCUAUGAGGGCUGGAAGUGACUGAGAGUCUUCAAAAUACUACUAAAAAAACUAACAGCUGUGAUUGUAUGUCAGGCAUUAACAUGGACGUUUUUUAUACACUGUAUAAUAUAACUGAAAGUCACAUCACUUACUUUUAGCUAUUGUAGAAUUAUUAUCUGUGGUAAAAGAGAUGUGAGAUAAACUAAGGCACAUUCAAAUGUAAAUUAGUUGG
This is a messenger RNA of Calidris pugnax (ruff), 1066 nucleotides long. RefSeq names its product fibroblast growth factor 3 (gene FGF3). The record is from RefSeq and is a predicted model, not a curated record. Gene Ontology annotation, cellular component: cytoplasm. Gene Ontology annotation, molecular function: fibroblast growth factor receptor binding; growth factor activity. The transcript is spliced from 3 exons. NCBI's taxonomy places the organism in Eukaryota, Metazoa, Chordata, Aves, Charadriiformes, Scolopacidae. Gene Ontology annotation, biological process: fibroblast growth factor receptor signaling pathway; cell differentiation; positive regulation of gene expression. Bases 139 to 834 code for a protein of 231 amino acids.